This is a messenger RNA of Hibiscus syriacus, 1492 nucleotides long. Its product is annotated as probable leucine-rich repeat receptor-like protein kinase At1g35710. Lineage: Eukaryota; Viridiplantae; Streptophyta; Magnoliopsida; Malvales; Malvaceae. The coding region runs from base 28 to 1002 and encodes 324 amino acids. The transcript is spliced from 12 exons. The record is from RefSeq and is a predicted model, not a curated record. Gene Ontology annotation, molecular function: protein binding.
UUUACUUUAAAGACAGAAUACGGAGAAAUGGCGCGUUUAUUCACUCUGCUCUUCGUUCUCUUUCCGUUUCUCAACCCUUCCUCCUGCAAAACUCUCAAACGCGACGUUAAAGCACUGAACGAAAUAAAGGCGUCGUUAGGGUGGAGAGUGGUUUACGCUUGGGUAGGUGACGAUCCUUGCGGCGACGGAAAUCUGCCGCCCUGGUCUGGUAUCACCUGCACUCUCAUGGGUGACUAUAGAGUUGUCACCGAAUUGGAAGUUUAUGCAGUGUCGAUCGUGGGGCCGUUUCCCGUUCCGGUCACAAAUUUGUUCGAUCUUACAAGACUUGAUAUGCAUAAUAACAAGCUGACCGGACCGAUUCCACCUCAAAUCGGACGGCUCAAACACCUUAAAAUACUUAAUUUGAGAUGUAAUAAGCUACAAGAUAUUCUUCCAUCUGAAAUUGGCGAGCUUAAGAGUCUAACACAUCUGUAUCUGAGCUUCAACAAUUUUAAAGGGGAGAUCCCGAAGGAGCUUGCGAAUCUAUCGGAGCUUCGGUACAUACAUCUGCAUCAAAACCGGUUUUCAGGCCGGAUUCCGGCAGAGUUAGGCACUUUGGAGAAACUUCAGCACUUGGAUGUCGGGAACAAUCAUUUGGUGGGUACUAUAAAACAACUCAUAAGCCUGUAUGGUUGUUUCCCGUCGCUUCGAAACCUUUACUUAAACAAUAACUACUUAACGGGAGGAAUUCCGGCGAAGCUAGCAAGUUUGACCAAUUUGGAAAUCUUGUACCUAUCCUACAACAAACUUUCAGGAGAAAUACCAUCUAGCAUUGUUCAUCUCCCACAGUUGACAUCUUUGCAUUUAGAUCACAAUCAAUUUGUAGGAAGAAUUCCUGAAAAACUCUAUAAGCAUCCCUUCCUGAAAGAAAUGUACAUUGCGGGAAAUUCGUUCCAGAAAGGAGCAAAAUCCAUCGGUGUCCCGAAAGUCCUGGAACUUGCUGACUCAGAAUUCCUAGUUUAGAGCCUAACGAGCUAUAUAAAAUUCUUUAUUCUUUAUAUCAGCUAUGGAAAUUUUGAUUAUAUAUUUGUCAAGACACUGAUUUAUCUAGUACUCUAGCAAUGGAAAUAAACAGACACUGAUUUAUCUAGUACUCUAGCAAUGGAAAUAAACAGGUUUACUUCGAGUCAUAUUUAAAAAGAAAUAGGAGAUUAUUAGUUUCUUCCAUAAUAGACAGAAGCAACAGACAAUUUACCAUUGGCCAGAAUAAGGAAUAGCAAAAUGCAGGCUUAAAUGGCCAACAUUGAACCGAGAAGAGGAGAUCAGGCAACAAGCUAUUAGCAUGUUUAUGCUAUUACAUGGAUUUAGAGCUAAAGGUGGCUGUUUUCCCCAGCAAUGAACUCAUGAACUUCCCCAUUGAUCUUGAUAGAGCUGCAACCUGGUGCCUUAUUCACACCCCGGCUUUUCAUCAUCUGUUUUAUUCUUUUGGCAUCAUAAUGUUUCCCGGAGGAUG